ACUUAUAAAAAGGCUUAACACUUGUAUUUUGUUUGCUAAAUUUGUUUUACUACUAACUUAAAAUCUGCUUUGUAUGCUUUCCCGUCAAUCUAGGACUUUUAAUUUGACACGUCUAUAGCUAAAGCCACUGAAACUAACAGCUAGAUAGCUAGUUACCUAACCGGCUAACUUUGAAAAUACUAGCUAGCAACAUACAUUAAGUGUGACAUAUUCUGGAUUCUUUUCAGUAAUGCUGUGUUGUUUUGUUCUUUUUUUUCCGAAGUCAUGCUCAAACGUUGUGAGGUAAACGUCGAGGUUAAAUGCAGACCAGAAGGUUUUUGGUCAGCCACCGAGGUGUGGAUACAGAAACCUCACGUCGCGAACAAGCGGCUGUGCGGAGCAAAAGUAAGCGAGUAUGCGGACGUGGAUGCUGAUAAACUCCGACACUCCCUGCCUCUUUUAACCGGGACAAGCGAGCAGGAAUUAACCGACGUUUACCGUUUCUUGCACGGUCACACCGCGAACAACGGUCACCGGGGUGCGCGAAGCUGGCGCAUAGGACGUAGAACCGUCGUUCCUAAAGCAGACCUGAACCACGAAGGAGCAAACGCGUACAAAGAGAUUAUCGUGAAAGACCUGAUCAGGCAGGUGGUGACAUUUCUCCCUGUUGAAGACAGCAGGGAUGGGCAGGUUAUUUUCAGGAAAGGUAAUAUCUAUCAGAUCCAGCUACAGCUAAAAGCAGAUGACUGGGUGCUGUCUCUCUGUCCCUUGAGGCCAGAUGAGUGGCACAGUGAUGGUGUGGCCUACCCAAAUCUGUCCUGGCUGACAGCAGAGCUACUCCCUAAACUAGCACGCUGGGCCACAGAGAGUAAGGCCAGUGAGUUCAAGAGCACCCUGUCCCUCAUUCCCAUUGAGAAGUACAGCGUUUUGUACCAGGAACUGAAGAGCAAAUACAAAGAGAUGGUCAAGGUCUGGCCAGAAGUUACUGAUCCUGAGAAAUUUGUGUUUGAAGAUGUUGCUAUUGCUACUUAUCUCCUGGUUUUGUGGCACGAGGAGCGUGCUGAAAAAGGACUAACAUCUAAACAGUCUUUUGUGGAUCUGGGCUGUGGAAACGGCCUCCUGGUUCACAUCUUAAACAACGAAGGGCACCCUGGAAAAGGCAUCGAUGUGCGCAAACGGAAAAUCUGGAGCAUGUAUGGACCCGAUACACACCUAGAGGAAAAGGCAAUCACACCCAGCUCCAGUUUCCUCUUCCCCGAGACAGACUGGCUGAUUGGAAACCACUCGGAUGAACUCACGCCAUGGAUCCCUAUUAUAGCCGCCAGAUCGUCCUACACCUGCCGCUACUUUGCGCUCCCCUGCUGUUUCUUUGAUUUGUGUGGGAAGUACCAGCGGCGGCACUGUAAGAAGUCUCAAUACAGAGAAUACAUAGACUUCAUCUCUGAGGUCAGCACAGCCUGUGGCUUCCAAACAGACGAAGACUGCCUGAGGAUCCCCUCCACCAAACGGGUAUGCCUGAUUGGUAGGAGCAGGACGUACGAACGGACCGAAGAAGGGCUAGCCGAAACCAGGAGAUCGGACUACAUCAGGGGCCGGCAGGCCUCGCACAGGGGCUCGGCUAACGGCGCUCCGGAAGACCCCGCCGGACCUCCUCGCCGUGGAGGCGGACUCGGGUCCGCCGAACCAGAAAGUGACUGGGGAACCGGCUUCAAGCCGAGGGACAAGGAGGAGCCGGUGAGGAACUGCGCCGCCCUGCCCAGGUGCUUUGUGGAGGGCGUGGUCCUGAAGGUGGCCACAGCCUUGCUGGGGCUCACCGCAGAGGCGGGAAAGGAGAAGGAUGAAGAGAGUGCCUGCUCGGACCAAGGUGGAAAUAAGUGGGAUGCAGGAGGCUCUCUCUCUAUCCGUGACGUGGCUGAGCUCUUGGGCCAGUGCACCUUGCAGGAGCUGAAGAAAGAGUGCGGAGGUCUACAGACUCUGCUGAAAAACAGCCACCAGGUGUUCAGAGUUGAGGCUGGAAGGGUUCACAUCAGAGACUGGCGGAGAAGUGGUCCAGCUCAGGCCACGCAGGCCACCUCAAAGCGCAAAAACCAAAUGUCAGGAGCCCGGAAAACCAGACUCUGCUGGUUCCACACGCACCAUCCCCAUGGAUGUCCGUUAUCCAUAGAAGACUGCGCGUUUGCACACGGGGAAGAGGACCUGCAACCCUCCACACGACCCCUGAAAAAGUUCAGGAACUGACUACGGUCAAAAUGAAGAACUUUCAACCUGAAACUUUGAUUUGCGUGUUCAGGAAGACAGUGAUGUCUUUUUUUUUUUUUUUUUAUGCUCAUCUUGGUGAACUGUGUUCUGUUUUAGACUUUAGACAAGUGUAUUGAAGCUGUGUGUAAAUAAUCCAUCUUGGAAUCUUGUUUAUCUGAUCUUAUUUAUUCAGCCACAAAACAAACUGAAUUCCUCAAGCCAAUAUUUGAGGUUUAAGACAGAAAUAGAACAAUAAACACCUUUUUGAAAGCAAUCACCUUGUUGGCGUGUGUGUGUGUGUGUGUGUGGUGGGGACUUUCUGAUUGUCUGUUUGGAAGGGCAUGUUUUCAGUAAAUGUUAAAGGCAUAAAUAAUUUGGAGCUCUGUGUAGGGGGCAGGUCUGUUUUUGCCCCUCUGCUCAAAUGUCACAGGACAGGAUAUUCUUCUCUAGCCAGUAGAGUCAGCCAAGGUCACUGUCUCAAGCUCACUGUGGAGGACAAGGAACUUAUGUUUCCUGUACUUGACUUUAAAAAAGACAGAAAAGCAAAGCAGCGGACAUGGGAGAACAGCAGUACAGGACCAAGGUCAAGCAUUAAGAUCAUUCCUUGCCUUACAUGUACAAUGUGUACAACAUUCUCAUUAUUUUUAACAACACAUUAGCUUUUAGGUUUGUUGUACAUAUAAUAAAAGUUCACAAACUCCAUCAGCAUUGACGUUGGAGAUUUUGCUCAGCACAUUUUAAUAUCUUGAUGGUGGAUAUUAUAGUUGUCUUGCUGAGAAAUAUUCUCAUGGGGUUUUGGUGCAGUAAGACCGACUUAUACUAAACUGUGGA
This is a messenger RNA of Electrophorus electricus (electric eel), 3048 nucleotides long. NCBI's taxonomy places the organism in Eukaryota, Metazoa, Chordata, Actinopteri, Gymnotiformes, Gymnotidae. The record is from RefSeq and is a predicted model, not a curated record.